Messenger RNA from Ogataea philodendri, 600 nucleotides. RefSeq lists its product as uncharacterized. NCBI's taxonomy places the organism in Eukaryota, Fungi, Ascomycota, Pichiomycetes, Pichiales, Pichiaceae. Bases 1 to 600 code for a protein of 199 amino acids. The record is from RefSeq and is a predicted model, not a curated record. The transcript has a single exon.
AUGGUCUUAUUCGUUUCUCUGGCCAUCUUAUUGGUGACAGCCAGGUUGAUAUCGGUGAGAGUAAUAUCCAACGGGUCGGUAUUGGACUCCACAAUAACAGGUUCCGAAUGGCUCAGCUUCUCAGACGAGUCUCCCGACUUGACCUCACGGGCCAUGCUGAUAUCCACCGGCUUCAACUUGAGAAUCAAACCUGCAACCACAAACGUCCCAAGAAAAAAUGCAAUCAGCACUCCAAACGGCAGAGCUAUCCAAUUCUCCCAAAACCCAAGAGUCCGCGUGAUGUACUUCCCCGAAAACGCCUCGCAGAUAGAGUCCACGUCCGGGUUGCCAGCGUACUGCUUGAAACAGUCUCCCUUGAACCCGGUAAACUCAUUUGACACCAACAGCCCAAACGAAUACCACUGGUACGCAAUGUACUUGCACCAGCGCACGUACACAGGCAUCUGCUUGGCGUUCACGUACAUACCGUUGGUCAUUGUUUGGAACGUGAAGUUGAGGUUGCAGAUCAGCGUCGCGAUGGCCACGUCACGUGACAGCGCCGACGCAACCAUGGCAAAUGCCAUCGAGUUGAGGUGGAACAUGAUGCUUGCGGCAAAGUAG